CUACUCUUAGCUCAGAUUACAGUGAAUUAAAAAAAAGAAAAAUGAGGAAGAGUGAGAUAGCUUUGAUAGAGGUCGAAAACAACAUUCUCUUUGAAUCUAAUUAGUAGGAGAAGCACGAUAACUUGAAAGGGAUUCUGGAAGAGAAAACGAUAUUUUAUCUUCCGAAAAGGCAUUGCAUAUUUUUUUUUAUUUAUUUGUUUUUAUUUCGAUUUUCUUACUGGAGAUGAUUUUCAUUAUUCUAACAGUGCCACUUAACAUUCGUCCUUCAAGUUAUUGAAAUUGAAAAAAGUGCGCUUAGAACAAUUCUGUAUCGUUAAGACUUCAGAGCAGUAUAUGUGAAUGAAUUCUUCGUUCUUGUUUCGGUUAAAAUUAUCAACAUUUUGAGAAGUUUUCAGUGUCUGAAAAAAAAUGAGUGAUUUAAUUGCUGCCGAUGAAGUUGACUGUCUUAUGAAGUACGGUGUUCUCACCAAGAAAGAAGUUUUCAAAUGGUGCAUUCACGCAUCUGCAAUUCAAAAUUCAACAGCAGACGAUAAAAGAAGUGAUUUUUUUACAUUCGGACCUUCUAAAGGAGACAAGUUUUAUUUUCAGUUACCUGCAUCUAAAAAUUCAGGUUCUCAGUUCAGUGUUUUUCUGUGCAGAUUGCCCUCACAAAGUCCCGAAAAUCAAACGCAGGACAAAAUCAAAAUAAAAGUGUCCUUAGCGUUGCUUGAUCUCCGAGAUCGUUUGCACAAUACUUGUGAGAGGAUUAUGGAAGAUUGCGAUAAGGUUCAAGCAGUUUUUGAUCGUAGUUGUUACGAUAAAUACCACAGUACUUUUCUUCGAUCGGGAUUCAUAGUUAUUUAUUGUGCUUUAGACGUCAACGAAGUUAUUCAGGACAGUGAAGUUGAUAAGGAAACUCCAAAAAUCGUCAGCUUCACCGAUUCCUUAUCCACUAAAGAUUUAAUUGACGAUUUUUCAAAUCUAUUGGAGAAAGGAUUACAUAGUGAUGUUACACUCGCUGUGAAAGGAAAUGAUUUUCCUGCUCACAGAGCAAUCUUAUCAGCUCGUUCACCAAUUUUUGCAGCUAUGUUCGAACAUGAUACUAAGGAAAAAGAAGAAAACAUAAUAGAUAUUGUUGAUAUACCUUCGAAUGCUAUACAACAGUUGUUGUGUUUCUUAUAUACUGGUAAAACAGGACCACUAACAGUUCAAGAUGCUCUAUCUUUGUUUAUAGCUUCGGAUAAGUAUGCUGUUCCAAGUUUAAGGAAGCAGUGUUCGAAUUAUUUGUGUUCAAAUUUAAAUACUGAGAUUUCAUUAAAUGUUUUAAUUGUUGCCUCUCAGCAUCAAGACGAUGACUUGAAAAACGCUGCAAUUCAAGGAGUUCUUGAUAAUGCAGUACAAGUGUUAAAAUCAGAUGAAUGGUUGUCAUUUUUGCAAGAAUAUCCUGAAAUCGCUAACAGUAUCAUUCUGCAAUUGGCGAUUAAAUCUCAGAGAGAAUAAUAAUAUUAAAAAAAAGUAGCUGUUUUUAUUUC
This is a messenger RNA of Parasteatoda tepidariorum (common house spider), 1511 nucleotides long. RefSeq names its product TD and POZ domain-containing protein 3-like. Lineage: Eukaryota; Metazoa; Arthropoda; Arachnida; Araneae; Theridiidae. The record is from RefSeq and is a predicted model, not a curated record.